This is a messenger RNA of Malaclemys terrapin pileata, 1187 nucleotides long. RefSeq lists its product as uncharacterized. The transcript has 7 exons. NCBI's taxonomy places the organism in Eukaryota, Metazoa, Chordata, Testudines, Emydidae. The coding region runs from base 611 to 1180 and encodes 189 amino acids. The record is from RefSeq and is a predicted model, not a curated record.
CACACACACACACACACACACACACAGCUUCGCUCAUCCGGCCCCCUUUGCCAAUGCACCACCUCUCCUCGUCCAUGGAGGUCUAGGCGGGGAGCUCCGUGCGGGAGCAGCGAUGGACGGCACCAUCAAGCGACUGUCCAGUUUGGCCGAUGUACAUAGCAGAGAGGCAUUGCUGGCACGUGAUGGCGUAUAUAACAUCGGUGGAUGUGCAGUCAAUUUCCCCAGGAGCAUAAAACCUGUACAAGGAAGAUGAUUGCCAUAUUACACUCCUCCACCCUGCUCCCUACACUGACGUAUCACCCUGUGUGGUGUUUGAGGAGGGAGGAACUGAAGAGAGAUUCAGUAUUUGCUGGGCAGAAGAUGGCCCACUCUUCAGUUGAUCUGCCUGAGACUGUGAAGUUGGAGAUGAGGAAGAUCUCUGUCUCAAGGAAAAAGAAGCACAAACAGUUCCAUCAGCACAAUCCCAUUUUACCACCUCUCGUAAGAUCUGUAUCAAUCUGCUGCAUUGUAAGCUCUUUUGGGCAGACAUUGUAUGCUGCUCUUUAAAGCUCUGAUGACAUGAUAUAAAUUGGAAAGUAAAGAAUCAUUCUUUCUUGAUGUAAAUGCUAAGAUGAGAAGCAAUAGUUGGGGGAAGAUGUCGGUCGGCCAGUGUCCUGAGGAAUUUGGUGCCUCCUUAGAAUGCCUGGAGCAACAUAAUCAUCUUGUAUUUACGUUUUCAGCCACCACAGGGUCUGGAGGCUCCAGUUCCAGCAGCACGAGCACAACCGCUUCAGGCUCCAAGAGGCCUGUUACCCACAGAGAGCCCGGGAGCUCAGCCAGAUCAGGUGAGUGCCCUGGGGCCGGAUCGGAGCCGGAGCCCCCCAGAGGGGAAAGGUCCCUGCCCUAUUCCUCCUCCCCCACCCCCGAGCUGGGCAUUUGGGGUAAUUCUCUCUCUGCCCCCGCAGGAGCCGGCCAAAGCCAAGAGGAAAUCUUCACUUACGUUUCAACUAUCCCUGCUCAUCUGUGUCAAUUCCAUGCAGAUCAUUGGCUCGGUCCUCUUCCCAUCUCUUAUUUGGCAUUAAGCUCUCCAUGGAAAAGGCAUCACCUCUGGAACAAUAGACUUGGGUCAUUCACAGCCUGGAAGGACGUAGGAUAUAGUAGCCAAGUAUCCUGCUAUAUCGAAGGUGAAGUUGUCAUGUGAUGGCUGC